GUCGAAGGAUAGUAGCUAUUGGGCGAUUAGGACAAUACGAGGAACGGUUGGAGAGCUCUCUCUCUCUCUCUCCUCCGAGUAAACCAGAGAGAAGGAAGAGCUAGAUGAGUUCUUCUUCUUCGCCUCAUCGAUCUAGAGGCGGUGGUGCUAACAGCAAUAGCAGUGGUAGUAAUGUUGAGGACAGGCCGAGGUUUUUCGACUCGAACACGAAGCGCAAGUGCUGGGCAAAGGCAGAGACGCUUAUAGGAAGACAUCCAGAGAGGUGGCGCAAGGACGCAGCGGGCAACAUCGUCUGCAAGCGCUUCUGCAACUGUCAGGGCUGCCUCUGCUUUGAGUACGAUCACAUCGUCCCCUUCUCCAAAGGUGGUGAAUCUACAUAUGAUAAUUGUCAGAUACUUCAAACAAGGGUGAAUAGAUUUAAAUCAGACAAAGACAGUGUGGAUCCAACUCAAUUGAGAGGUUACUCCUGUGAUAUCAAGUUUACAGAUAAGGAGCUUGAUAUAAUCGAAAUGGCUGUUUAUGGAGAUGUGAUCCGGCCAGGAAAGGAAUGUCGUUGCAAAACUGUUGCUGAAAUGCUUGGCCAAUACAAGUCAAAGGAUAGUAGCAUGGCUGCGUGCAAAUUGCCCAAUAAUAAUGAACCUUUAUAGCAAACAAAAACAAAAAAAUCAGUUGAUACACUCUGAAAAGAAUGUAAAAGGGGUUUAUAUGCUGGAUUUGGCAUUCACAACUCCUCCACAGGCCACAAUUGAUAGACAGACAAUUCCUUGGCAUUUGAAAUUGGACCCUUUUUACCGAUUCACCCCCAAUA
Molecule: messenger RNA, 808 nt
Organism: Juglans regia (Persian walnut)
Lineage: Eukaryota; Viridiplantae; Streptophyta; Magnoliopsida; Fagales; Juglandaceae
Exons: 3
Coding region: 105-647 (180 amino acids)
Molecular function (GO): nucleic acid binding; endonuclease activity; zinc ion binding
Source: RefSeq, a predicted model, not a curated record